CUAACUCGACCACCGUGCAUAAGGUGAUCGUGAAGAGCAUCGGUAUCUUCCAGAUCCGCAGCAUAUAUAAAUCUAUGUUAUUCUUGUGGUUGCGGUUAGGAAGUCCACUAUCAUUCGAUUCUCUCAAGACAAGGCGAGGCCCAGAAUCUUACUAGGAAUUCGAAGGAUGACCGCGAUGGGCAGAUUGAUUCUCAUGGGUUUAGGAGCAUUUGUGUUGGCCGGGGUCGCGCCGGCGCUUGCCGCUGACACGACCUGCUCUAUGGUUCAGCAAUUUUCAACGGCCGGCACGACGGAGUGUAAGGUGCCCGCCAAUGUGCGAAUUGUUACUUUCGCAGUUUAUGGUUCUGGCGGCGGCGGUGGCGGCGGCGCCGGGAACAGCGCCUCAGAUGGUGGUCAGGGCGGCACCUCAAACAAAAUAACCACCUUUUCCGUCCAAGUUACUCCCGGUGAAUUUAUCACGGCGCAGAUUGGGCAGGGCGGUGCCGGUGGCGCCGGAGGCAUCGCCACGACCUGUACCAAAUGCCCUGCAGGCAGCGGCGGAACAGGCGGACUCACAAGAUUGCAAAUCCCCAGCCAGGGCUUUUUGUCGCUCGCAGGCGGCGGCGGUGGUACGGGUGCUACGAGGAAUAAAGGCGGAAAUGGUGGCAUAGGGACUGCUCGGCUUAGGACCGAUAUGCAGCCGAUUCCAGGUCCAGUUACAAGCACCGGCUUCUGCGCCUUGGUUGGGGCAUCCGUCGGUGGUCAGGGCGGCCCGGGCAAUCCCUUUGGCACUGGCGGUCAAGGUUCGCGCGGCGCCCCUGGCUGUAUCGAGCUGCUUUUCUCAAGCUAA
This is a messenger RNA of Exophiala xenobiotica, 829 nucleotides long. RefSeq lists its product as uncharacterized. The record is from RefSeq and is a predicted model, not a curated record. Lineage: Eukaryota; Fungi; Ascomycota; Eurotiomycetes; Chaetothyriales; Herpotrichiellaceae. The transcript has a single exon. Bases 167 to 829 code for a protein of 220 amino acids.